GCCCAAGUUCCGACAGCAGAAAUAAAGUUAUAGCGUACCAUUUUAUAAGGUAACACCGCAUCUAGUAGGGGUCUCGGUGCCAGUUGCCAGCACCAACGCCAGCGGGUUCUCUCCUCUUGCCUUGCCGAUUUCCAUGGCGAUCUUUCCUUCUUCACUAUUUUAAUACCUAAUUCAAAACCAUCGCCAAUUUAUUGUUUUCCAAGUGCACGUACCUAUUUAAUUAAUUGCAUUUGAAGAACCUGAUGAUAUGAUAGUGCUGAAGAGAUACUCUUACGAGCCGAACCUAUAGUACAUACCUUACCUCCUAUGGCUGCUAUUGCUGCCACUCACGAACGCCAUGGCGCCGCCUUAUAGCAACGGCUACGGUUAUCCGUCGUCCGGCCUGCCCCCCUCGUCCUCUCCCUCCUACGAUUACGGGUACAGAAGUAAUAAUCAUAAUACCAACAAUGCCGAGCUCUCAUCUAUCUGCGACGACAUACUCUCCGGCGUUAGGGUUAUGCUGGAACAAUUAUGGGGGUACAUCAACGGGCCGGGUCGACAGAUGGCGUGGAGUCUAGCUAUGAAGGGUGCAUAUCAGCUAAAGAGGAAUUUGACGAGACGGCGACUUCUGAGCUUCCCGCAUUUGUUGGUGGUCUUGUGGAUGCUGGUUAUGCUAUGGGGCGAGCGCUGGGUGUUCGCGAGUCGAGUGCGGAGUUGUGACUGGGACCAUUGGGAAGAUUGGCCCGUAGGAGCCACGCCGCAUCGAUUAAUAUUCGUCGCCGACCCCCAGAUUAUCGAUCCUCACUCCUACCCCGGCCGACCCUGGCCUCUUAACCCGUUAACCGUUCUCAUAACCGAUAAUUACAUGCGACGAUCCUACAGACAACUACAGCAAGUAUUACAUCCAGAUACCGUUUUCUUUUUAGGCGAUCUUUUCGAUGGUGGAAGAGAGUGGAAGACAGCAACAGGAGAUUUCAACGACCCCAAGUGGGCAAAAGGACACCGACCGGCCGAAGAACAAAAGCAUUUAAAAGAGUGGCAUAGAAAAUAUGGCGACGACUUCUGGCUUAGGGAGUAUGGGAGGUUCGGCAAGAUAUUUUACGAUCCUUGGAAUAUAGGAGGCGUUUUCCCAAGCGCGGGACAGAGAGGAAGAAAACUUAUCUCGAGUCUUCCUGGGAACCACGAUUUGGGAUUCGGGGCCGAGGUUAAGGUCCCUGCGAGACAUCGAUUCAGCGCGUAUUUCGGCGAGACGAAUAGAGUCGACGUCAUAGGAAAUCACACUUUCGUGUCGGUGGACACGGUAUCGCUGAGCGCGGAUACGUCGAGUGUGAAGGAUCAGGUCGAUCUACAGCCUAUUUACGGUCCAGCUCAGGAGUUCUUAAAAGGAGUUAAGGCUACGAAAAGAAGAGCAGUUCAAAAGGAGGUGCGAUUUUGGCGGGGAGAUGUGGAGGAUUUGACUUUUGAGCAGAAAGUUGAGGAUAUCGAAAAUGCUGAUUUCAGCAAUCUACCGACGUUGGAUCCGGGAGAGAAUGCGCCCGAUUUCCCAACGAUUCUUUUAACACAUGUACCGCUACAUCGUGAUCCAGGUACACCUUGCGGCCCAUUGCGAGAGCAUUGGCCUCCAGCGAAACCACCUAAGGGACAAGCGGGUCCCGUGAUUCCAGACCAUAGAAAUGCUAUUAGUGUUUCAGGCGGAUAUCAGUACCAAAAUGUGCUGAAUUUGGAUGAUUCCAUUAAGCUGAUCAAGAGCAUCGGCAAUGUCAUCCACGCAUUUUCCGGGGAUGACCACGACUAUUGUGAGGUGGUGCAUACCCCAGAACAGGAAAACGUUCGUGAAAUCACAGUUAAGAGCCUGAGUAUGGCCAUGGGAGUCCCAACACCAGGAUUCCAGAUGGUUUCCCUAUACAACCCGAUCGAUGCACAGGGAAAUCCGCUCCCAGGCACCCCGAAAACUACGCUACAAACUCACCUCUGCCUCCUCUCCCAACAACUCUCCACAUUCAUGACUUACGCCGUGCUCGGCGUUCUAAGUGUCCUCAUCCUCAUAGUGCGAGCUUUCCUCGUCCCGAUCCUCAAUCUCCAACCUUUCGCUCUAGACCCCAUACACCACUCCCCAUCAGCUGUUCUCCCUAUCUUCAAGGCGAAAACCGAGGCCGACGAAAACGGCAGCGCGAGAGAUAUCAAGCCGACAUCAUCCGGCACCUCGUCAUCUAAAUUCCCCAGCGCGCGCGUGUCAUCCGCGAGAACGCGCGGGCAGAGUAUAUCGAAUAGACCCGUAUCCCCGAAUUCGAAUGCCAAAGGCGGGAAAUGGGGCUGGGGCCAGAAUAGUUCCGGCAACGGAAGGGGUCCUAGGAUUGAGAUUAGACGGGAUGCGUAUUAUGACGAGUGGAAACCGGUGACUAGGGGCCCCGGGAGGAGAAGGAAUGGGAAUAUGCUGGAGAUUGUGGGGAGAGAGGCUUGGACUACGUGUUGGAGGGUCGUGUGGAUGGUGCUUGGGUUCUUUGCGUGGUUGGCUUAUAAGGGGUAGGUGUGUUUAAUUACAUACGGCGUGCUUAUGUGCAUUCGAGUGGGCGUAGGAGUAAUGGAUGGAUGGAUGGAUGGGCUGGGUUGGGUUGUGAUUAUAUGGAAAUAUGGUAGGGUAGGUAGGGUAAUAUUAAGAAAAGAAAGGUGUACAUUGCUCCAUGGCGUUAUGUCAAAGUCAGUUGAUUGUUCGUGUGCGAUGCCCUUCGUGACUUUAGGAGGAGAGUAGGGGGGAGGGAAUAAAUAUAUAAUACAGGGACAGUAGGAAUUGAUUACCUACGUGGAUUAUAGGAAUUAGAUGCUCAUUCUAUCAACAGAGCACAGGAACGGGGCGAGAAUAGGGACAGGCAUUAGUACAGCCAUUCCUGCUAUCCAUUAUCUUCGGGUACAUGGAGGUAUGAUCUGUACGACUAGCAACUGAUUAUUCGAACUACAAAGAGUUUACCAUCUAAAGAGGUCAGCUAGAUAAUGCAUUGGUGCC
Molecule: messenger RNA, 2980 nt
Organism: Hypoxylon trugodes
Lineage: Eukaryota; Fungi; Ascomycota; Sordariomycetes; Xylariales; Hypoxylaceae
Exons: 2
Coding region: 338-2506 (722 amino acids)
Biological process (GO): GPI anchor biosynthetic process
Cellular component (GO): endoplasmic reticulum
Source: RefSeq, a predicted model, not a curated record